This is a messenger RNA of Apis florea (little honeybee), 25220 nucleotides long. It is a transcript of the gene Msp300, whose product is annotated as Muscle-specific protein 300 kDa. Gene Ontology annotation, cellular component: meiotic nuclear membrane microtubule tethering complex; nuclear outer membrane; cytoplasm. Gene Ontology annotation, biological process: nuclear migration. Lineage: Eukaryota; Metazoa; Arthropoda; Insecta; Hymenoptera; Apidae. Gene Ontology annotation, molecular function: actin filament binding. The record is from RefSeq and is a predicted model, not a curated record.
AGAAGAACAAAUAGCAGAGAGGCAGGUAGGGCGUCGACGACUACCACGACGACGACGACGGCGACGUAGGUCGGUUCGCGGCGCAUGGUCCCCGGCAUCGUCACGGACCUCGUCAUCGUGACGCGUCCUCCUCUUGGUGGAUGUCGCGCCGGUUAGUCGUAACUCUCGUGGUGGACGUCCUCGUGAGCGUGCAAUGCGGGCCGUAGGCAGGGAGGAGGGUAGGCAGGGGGGUAUAGGAGGGCACGGAGGGCACACGGAACGGAGGAACGAGGUGGGGACCCGGCGAGAGGUCGGGAAGAGAGGCACCAAUAUCGAACCGGCGGCCGUGGUGCGCGGCCGGAGUGCAUUCCGUGAGCGGUAGACGCGUAUCGCACAUCUAGACAGUCGUCGCGAACAGGCCGAUAUGAGCGUGCGUGUAUCGUUCGUACGUGGUAACUAGACUGGGUACGUAACGAUCGAGUUUAACGCACAACGCGUAUCCGUGUGUGUCUGUGAGGAGAAAUCGUGAGGGAGUCGCGCGUGGUGGCCACGGGGGCCGCGAUAGGAGGAGGAGGAGGAAGAAAGAAGUGUCGUUGUUUAACGUUUUUUUCGGUUUUGUCGGCGAGACGACGAGAAAGAGAAACGCAGCGGUUGCUGCCGAUGUACAUGGUGGUGGUUGUAGCAGGGUGUGGUGUACGGAGAACAGGUGUCCACGAGCGCAGCUCGACCGUGAAACGAGGAGAAGCCGGAAACGUAGUACGGAGCCGGUGCGAGUACGACAGAAUGAAUUUUCGGGCUGGCUAGCCCGGAGCGAAGACUCGCGCGAGCAACAUCAGCGAGGGACGGCACGAGGUGAAACGCGGCAGCUGCGAGCUGGCGGCGAAUCAUGUCGGAGACACCACCGAAGAGCGCGAGUCCUGCCGGCAGCCGGGCCAGCCCUGGCAGCCCGAGCACGCCACGUGGAGGUCGACUCCGGGAUAGAGUCAACUUUUUCGUGGAAUUGUUCGAGGACAAGGAGGCAAGGCGGAAUGCGGGUCAGUACAGAUCGCCCACGAAUCCUAGACCCGGUUCCAGGCCAUCGUCUCGGCCGUCGUCCAGAGCUAGCGACUCGUCGUUCGAGGAGAGCUUCGAACGGUUGGUGGAGGAGGGCGAAUUGAACGGUUCGAAGGUGGUGAAGUUCGAGAAGAUCACGGUGCGGAAGAGCGUGAGAGAGAUCGGGACCGGUGGCGUGUCGACCCGUGCUUCUCUCGCCGAAUCGAGCAGGACGCCUAGCGAGGAACACGCCCUCGAGGACUCGGCCUACCAGAGUCACAGCCACGGUGCACCGAAUUACGGGAGUAAGUCGAGCUCUGUCACGUCGUUCACGAGAUUUCCAUCGGAGGAGAGUUUGUCGCAUAGGAGGGGCAGUAGCCCUCACCAGCAUCUGGGUUUGGACGAUCGAACGCCGUCCGAGUGGUACGCGGAAUAUCGCACCCAGAGCUUCCACAACGUCGCCACCAGGAUCGAAUAUGUGCGCAGUAAGAGCGAGUACGAUGCACAUAUCGCUGAGAUUAAAGACGAACAAGAACGCGUACAAAAGAAGACCUUCGUCAACUGGAUCAAUUCCUAUCUCUCCAAGAGAAGUCCACCGCUUCGAGUGGAUGAUUUAAUCGAGGAUCUCAAGGAUGGCACCCGCCUACUCGCAUUGCUCGAAGUUCUAUCCGGCGAGAAGUUGCCGGUGGAAAGGGGUCGUAACUUGAAGAGACCGCAUUUUCUUAGUAACGCGAAUACUGCGCUUCAGUUCUUACAAAGUAAAAAAAUCAAGCUAGUGAACAUAAAUUCGUCCGAUUUAGUAGAUGGACGACCGCCCGUAGUGUUAGGCUUGAUAUGGACUAUCAUCUUAUACUUCCAGAUCGAGGAGAAUACCAGAGCAUUGGAAUAUCUUGGACAAACAUGGGGUAGUCAGAGCAGCUUAGAGAGCUUAAGUACCCAAGGGUCGGCGACCAGCGAGAGAAAACGCAUCAGUAGCGAGAAAUGGAAGCAGGGAGCAAGAAAAACUCUGCUUCAGUGGGUUACCAAUGCUCUGCCAAAGGACAUAAAAGUACGAGAUUUCGGUGAAAGUUGGCGCGAUGGCAAUGCCUUCCUGGCCAUCAUCGACGCGAUCAAGGCAAACUUGGUGAACAUCGCCGCCAUGAGAGAAGCAACGAACAGAACACGCCUAGCAACCGCGUUCCACGUGGCCGAAUCUGAACUGGGUAUCGCCAAACUCCUCGAUCCCGAGGAUGUCGACGUUCCUCAGCCGGACGAGAAAUCGAUAAUGACCUACGUUGCCCAAUUUUUGCACAAAUAUCCGGAACCAGGAUCUGCAGCUUCCGAUUCGUUCGCAGCUGUGCAACAAGAAUAUGAUGGCCUGCUCGCUUGGCUUUAUGAAAGACUCAAAUAUUUAGAACAGAUGGGCAGUUCCCCAUUGGGUUAUGAUGAAUAUGCUGCAGUAAAAGCAGAAGUCGAGCAACAGAGAAUUGUGUAUAAUAAGCUGCAACGUCUUGUCGAAACUCCUAGCAUGAUCAGCAUCACCCGAGAUUCUUGGAGACAUGUGCAGAAUCUGUGGAAGACCUUGGAAAUGCUUAUGUUACGCUGGCUUUGGGUCUUAGAUUCUUACCUACCAGGCGAAUUAAGCGUUGUAGGCAGAUGGUUGUGUCGUGCAGAAGAUCUUCUAUUAUCCGAUAACAAUAUCCCAGAAGAAAUGACAGAAGAAACAGCCAACAUAAUAUCGAAUAAACUUGAAGAACACAAAAAGUUCUUCCUCGACCUUCCGUCCAUGACGGAGCGAUUUCAAGCGGCAAGGGGUUCCGAGGUCGCGUUGAAAGUGCAUCCUCAACAACUGAAUGAGAUGGCGGCUCGAUUAGACAGCUUGCCGGAUCGCGCUGCCAAACGUAGAAUCCGACUAAAGUUCCUGGAGCACAAAUGUUGCCUUAUUGCUUUCUUGUUCCUAGUCGAGACGAAGUUAAAGGGAUGGAGCGUGAAAUAUGGCACGGAAGAGAGUGUACAUCAGAUGUUAGAGCAGUAUAGAAACUUCGUGUCUCGAAAUAGAAUUUUCCAGGAAUUCCAGAAAGCGUAUUUAGACAUGCAACAAAUCGUCGAGGAUUAUAAACGCGAGGGUAAUGUUGAUCAAGAAGAAAGCGCUAAUAUCGAUCGUUUUAUGAGAGAGACAAGUGACAAAUGGAAGAGCGUAUCCAUGGAUCUUCGUUGCGUGCAAAGCAUGCUCGAGGAAGUAGUAGCCUAUUGGCGUCGAUGGAAUGUCAUCUCUGAUGAGUUCGUAACAUGGUUGAAUCGCGCUGAACCUGCCUUACACCUUCCUGAAGAAGAUAAAAUGGAGUUUUUCCAAGACAUAAGCGUAUGGAAGGAUAAACACCAACAAUUAUCCGACACAGUGACAUUUUUAAUCGCCACCUCUGACGAAUCAGUCGCUUUGCAACUGAAACAACGUUAUUCGAGUCUCACUUCCAGAUGGGAAUCUCUGUUCCAAGAAGCGAAGCAAUAUAUGCAUGCUGGAGAUGUUAUAAGAAAUAGAAAAGAUUACAGAGCAGGAGUGGAGACACUGCAGAAAUGGCUGAGAAACGUCGAAACAGCCUUGUCAGCCACUGAUCUAACCACAACUGAGAAAAUCAAAGCUUACGGUGAAAAGCUACAAGUCUUCCACAACGAGGUAGAAGGGAUCGAAGAUCUAUUCAAAAGUAUCAGCAAGAAGUUUCAAACACUUAUUCAAGAUUUGUCUCGUGAUGAAGUGGAUAAGAUGAUGAACACUUUAAAAAAAGAGAAAGAAGCUCUAGUCAAAGUACGAGCUUUGAUACCGAUGCAGUUGCAUUUGUACCAUCAACUUCUGGUCCAACAAGAGUCUCUGGAGGCUGGUCAGAAGGUAGCUGCCUGGUUGGACGAAGCAGAGAGAAUGUUGACCAAUGUCGAUCUGUCACGUGGUAGGGAACACAUUCUGGCACAAUUAGAUCGCCAUAAAGCUUUCUUCUCGAGAACCCUAUAUUACAAAUCUAUGCUAGAGUCCAAGAACAAAGUAUUCACCAGUAUAGUAAAAUCUGUGGACAGUCACGCUGACGUAGCCACUGCAGAAGGUGGAAAAACGUUGAGAGAAUUGAAUGAACGAUUCAACAGAGUUUCCCAAGCGGCUCAAGCUUUGGAGCAGCGACUUCAGGAAGCUGUCAGAUGCUGGACCAAAUUCAAAGAGUGCGAGAGACAAGUCUGCGAAUGGCUAUCAGUCGCAGAAACCAUGAUGAAUGAUAAACAUACCGAUAAUAGACGAUCAAUAGAAUAUCAUAAGAAUUUCUUCAGCAAUGUUAACGAGAAAUGGAUUCAAGAUUUCGUGAAUGCUGGACAGGAUUUGAAAAGUAUUCUGCCUGUCGAACAGCAAGUUCCUAUUUCAGAAGCUGUAGAAUCACUUCAGAAACGUUGGAAGGAGGUAUUAACCUUCGCUCCUCUUCAUUUGAUGAGACUCGAGUUCCGUCUGGAUGAAACUACGUUCUUACAAUAUUUGAAAGAGAUUGAAGUAGAAGUGAAUUCAGAACAGCAGGCUCUAAUGAAGAACGACAACGUGGAGAGCAUACUGCAAAGGAACAAGGAAUUUUUCGUAAAUCGUGGCACUGUACUCGAAGUAGAGAAGUGUCUGCAGACUCUGAAGAAGAUCAGUGAUGCAUAUAGUCAGUUAAAACCCAACGACACCAGCUUGGCUGAGGCCGCACAACAUGCUGAAAAUUUAUGGGAGGAUUCUGCUCAGAGAGUAGAACGUUUGAGGGAACAACUGAAACAAGUGCCUGAGCAAUGGGCUGCUUACAAGAAGAAAUUCGACGAAAUGGUACGAUGGAUGGAUCACGUGGACAGUAAUUUGAGGACCAUAUUACACGAGGUGAAUACUCUAGAGGAAUUCGAGACAGAGAAAACGAUAUUCCAGAAAAUAUGCAGAGAAGCAGACAGCAAGCGCGAAGAAAUGAAAUGGUUGGUCCAAACCCUCGACAGCCUGACUUCCAAUCGUUCUGAUCACGAAGCUCUUUCAGAGCAGAAUCGUUUAGAACAGCUGAUCACUCGUUACAAGAAUCUGAUACCAACAAUAGAAAUUACUAUGACGAAAACUGAUAUUUAUUCAAAGAGUUACACUUAUAGAAAGGAAGUUCGUGAGGUGUGCACUCUUUUGCACAAAGUCAAAGAUCAAUCUAAGAUAGAUGUAGUAGCAGAAACUCCAGAGACCUUGAAGACCGCGGUCACUCAUCAAGAGAGCCGUCUUAGUCAGUUAGAACAACAGAGAUCAAAUAUCGUGAGCAUGCUACAACGUGGCAAGGAUCUUUUAAAAGAUCAACACGCUCCUCCAUUCGUGUCCUUGGAGGUACAACAACUAGAAUCCAGCUGGAAUGAUACAUAUGGACAAAGUGUAGAGACCUUGAAAUCUCUGAAGAGUUCGCAAAAGUUGUGGAACACUUAUCUGCAGCAGAAAGAGGAGAUUUUGAAAUUGAUCGAACAAGCUGAAGAAGAAUUAAGAAAAAUCGAAUCGACUACUUAUUAUGACGCUUCACAAGUAUCAUCCGAUUUACAGAGUAAACAAGAUUUCAGUUCCACUUUGAGAAAAUCUGCCGAGGAGUUGUUGAAAAAGUUGCAAGAGACGUAUAGCCAUUUGACAGAGGUCGCAGCACCGGAAAAGAAAGAAGUGUUGAAGAAAGAGAUCAUUCAUACCGAAAAAAAAUAGACCACUCUGAAGACUGUCCAAGAGAAAGUAGUUUAUCUGCAGGAACACAGUACCAGAUGGAAUAAAUUCCAAACAAAAUUGAACGAAUUGCAAUUGUGGACUCAACAGAGUGCUCCGCAAUCAAUUGCAGAUACUGAAAAUUUGGCAACAACUCCUGAAGAGAUGGUCUACAGAACUGAGAGUUUACAGAAGGAAAUUAUAGAGAGGACCAGAACGUUGAAAUUCCUCGAAGAAGAAUCUCAGAAACUCGUGAAAGGUAGUGUUGAUACUCUUCCAGCCAAGCAAUUGCGCAGUGAUAUCAUAACUCUCGAAAGAAGCAUCGAAACCCUUCAGAAGAGCAUUGUAGCUCAACGUCAAACAGCUGAACAAAAUUUACAAACCUGGAAAGAGUACGAGAAAGGUAUUCAAGAGCUAAAACCUUGGAUCGAAGAAGCAGAAUCAAAAGCAGCUACUAUAGGCAGUAAACCAACCACUCUAGCUCAGGCAGCUCACAUGUUAGAAACAGCCAGAGCAUUUGAAACACGAUGCCAGCAACAUUUUCCUCAGAUCCAAGAUCUAUCCUUGAUCAGCCAACGAAUAACAGGAAAAACAUCAGCUUCCGACGAAGUGGAUGCCGUUCAUACUCGUUGGAACGCUGUGCAUGAUAUAGCAGUUCAAACGACCACGAAGUUGGACAAAUUGGUUACUUCAUGGAACAGUUUCGAAUCUGAGAUAAAAGAAUUCAACGAGUGGUUGGAAAGAUCGGAGAGAACGGUGCUCGUAGAACCAAACGCCGAGACACCCGAAAUAUCAGUACUGGAAAAGGAACUGGCACGAUUGAAGGACUUCAACAAGACUAUAUCUGAUCAUCAAGCGCAGUUGAUAUCGCUGACUCAGGUUUCUGAUCAUAUUAGUCACGGAUUAUCCUUGGAAGGAGCGACUAAUUUGAAAGCUCGAGUCUCAGACAUUAAAGCUAGAGUCAGCAAACUGGCUGAUACGGUCAGAUUGCAGAUCAAUCGUGUAUCCGACUCGUUGUUAGCUCGCCAAGAAUUUCAAAUGAAAAUCACUGAUUUUGAGAAUUGGAUGUCGCGACUGAGAUCCAAUAUCGCUGAGAUCAGUGAUGCUACUGUCGAUACGGUUGACACGAAUCUUCAAGCCGUGCAUGCGUAUAUCCAGGAACAUUCUGAAAAGCAGCCAAGCUUGGAAGCUAUCUGUCAAGAGGUGAAAGAUAUAUGUCCCAAAGGAUCUAUGCAAGCGACAGUUGCCUUGGUCGAUACUUAUACCAAUUUAGAGAAGAAGUACAAGGCCCUGGGAGAUGAUUUGCAACAGAAAAAGAAAGGAUUGGAGAAAUGGAUAGAGCUAUUGAGUUGGUUGAACGAUGCCAACGCUCAGUUGAGCCAUUGUAAGUAUGAAGCUGAAGCUAGAAAGCCUACCAUUGCCGAUUUGGAGAGAUUUUCGUCCGAAUUACGAACCAUCUAUGAUAAAAUUGAAACGUGGAAACAGCAUGUUUUGCCUGACAGUGCUAUUGGAAUACAAAUUAGAGACAAACAGGGAAAACCUCUUUCCGCGUCAGGUUUGUUGAUCGACUUGGAAAACAAGGCAUUGUCUCUGCAAAAUGAGAUAUCCGCGAAACGCGAUAGACUAGAAAAUCUUGGUGCCAGAUGGAAUAAUUUCAGAACAUUGCAGCAAACGAUCACUGAGAAGAUAUUGAAUACGCAAACUGCUCUUCAAGAGACGGUUUACAACGUUGACUCAUGCAAACAAUUAGCCCCUGCUGUGGAAAAAAUCGAUCAAUUAAUCGAAGAACAUCAGAAGAGGGAACAGGAGAAAGAGAUCCUCCACUUUGAAGGUAGUUCCUUGAUGAAAGAGGAUCAGAGAUCGACGACCAAUAUUCAAGUAGUUCUAUCCUCUGUCGAUGCUAAUUGGGAGAAGGUGAACGAGCUUCUUCGAGAACAGAGGAAGAAAUAUGCUGAUAUGAAUACAGACUGGAAAGAUUACGAGGAAGCCAGACAAAAGGUAGAGAAAUCUAUCAAAGAUGCAAAUAAUUUGUGUCAAUCGGUGAAAGGAAUAUCUUAUGAUAUUACUCAAGCGAAUAUUACUUUGGAGAAGCACAAGAAAGCUUUGGAUGCGCUGAAGAAAGGCAGACAUUUCUUGGAUAAAAUGGAUUCGAAGGCACAGCAAUUGACGAAAGAAGCAUCUCUCAUGCCUAGAUUCAAUUCUGAAUUAAUCGAAAACGAUUUGACAGAAGUUCGACAACGAUACCAAGAUACUUACAACGAUAUCAGUGAGAAAUUGCAAGCCUAUGAGACUCAGGUGAUCAUUUGGAAACAGAUAGAAGAAUCGAAGUCUGAACUCAUCAAGUGGCUCACUAAUACAAAUGAAGCGUUGACCACUGCGUUCGAACGUUUAAUGGAUGCUGAAAACUGCCAAGUAAGAUUGAUAAGAUAUAGAGAAGAGCUGCCUGGUUAUCAGCAAGUAUAUCAAAAUAUCGUGACGAAAAUAGAACAACUCGUAAAAUUGAACAAUAAUUCUGAUAUUCCUACUUUGAAUUCCUUGCAUCAGUUAUUAGAUGACCAAUUCAAAGUGGUUAAAACUUCAGCGGAAAAAUUAGAAUCUUUAACAUCUACUUUGAAUGAGAGAGAAAGGACAAUUAGACAAGAAAUGAAGCGAUGUGGCGACUUGAUCUCAAAGAUUAGAGAAGAUAUAAUCAAGUGUGACGAUUUGACUGGUGAGAACACCAAGAUUCUUGGUCGUAUCAACAAAUGUCAGGAAUUGAAGACAGAAUUAGAGCAAUGUGACUAUACUCUGUCUAAAGUUGAAGAAACAUUGACAAAGAUUUCUUCAGAAUAUCCUAGUAUCUCCAGAUCGAGUUUGCCAAAAGAAUUGCAAGCACUUCAGCUUCGAAGAGAUGGUGUGGCCAAUCACGCUAAUAAAGUGAUAGCAACAUUGGUAGCAUUCUUGACUAAAUUAUAUCACGAAAAAUUCGGAGCUCUUCAACGUAUGGUUGUGACGCUCAAAGAGAAAGUAGCUUGGUGUGAGCCUGAGCAGAGCAGUGAUCGUUACAACUUGGAGGUGAAAAUGGCUUCAUUGAUGGACGUAGAAAUUGGAAUUGCUGAUUGCAUAACUAGAAAGGAGGACGCUGACAACUCAUUGAAACUUCUAGCAUCCGUAGAAAGUGCCGAAACUAUGGCCGCCUUGAAAUUAGAUCGUGACAAGGUUGAAGUUGAUUUGGAGUCAUUGAAAAGCAGCUACAAUAAAAUUAAGAAUGAUCUCGAACGAAACAUCGCUCUGUGGCAACGUUACGAACUCACUUCCGAGAACGUGCUCUCCUGGCUGAAGGAGAAUGAGAAUAAAAUCAGAGCAGAGGCUUCCACUUUGCUCAAUUUGGACGAUAUCGAGCAGAAAAUCGCAGAGAUGACCGAAAUGCAGAAAAGUGUGAUGGAAUAUCAAAGCGAACUGAAAGAUUUGACCGUUUUGGCGGAAGAUAUCACUAGGGUUAGCUCUGAAUCAAGAGUAAAUCAAUACAUCAAUCAUUUGAACACUCGUUACGAUUACGUGUUAAAGUUCUUGGCCCAACAUUUGGAAAGACUUCGAGAAUUGAAAGAAAACAGGGAUCAAUAUGUGGCUAACAAGAAGAAGCUUGAAGCUUGGAUCGAAAACGCGGAGAAAACAUUAAAAGCCUAUGAUGAAAUCACUGGUCCAAAACCUAUAACUUUCUACCAAUCACGUUUGAAAGAGUUGAAAACAUUUGCCGAGGAACGAGAAGUUGGACAAGCUAUAUUGAACAAGACAGCGGAAGCCGGCGAAGCUUUAUUCGCUAGAAUUACACCAGAUCAAAGAGAAAUGAUUAGAACAGAAUUGAGAAACUUCCGUAAUCGCGUGGAUGCAAUGGCGGAUCGUUCUAACGUAAUUUAUAAAAAAAUAGAAAGCGACAUGAUGCAUAGAUCUUCCUUCGAAGACAAAUUCUCUCAAGUGAAACAAUGGUUAUCAGAUGCUCAAAAUAAAUUAGGAGAAAAGCAAGAUUUACUGCCAACAUUACAAGAGAAAAAGCUAGCUCUUCAUUUGUAUAGGGCCGUGGCACAGGACGUUACUGUUCACAAGAAUAUUCUUCAACAACUUCAAGAUAGAUUAAGUACAGCACCAGAUGAUGAUGCGAGUGAAAUGUUAGGCAACGUAAUUGAGGCUUAUGAGAAACUAUCCAACGAGGUCGAAGGACGAAUUAAUAUAGCGGAAAAACACGUUUCUAAUCACGAGGCUUAUCUUCAAACGUUUGAGAAGACUCGAGAUUGGAUUAACACAGUGAUCAACGAAGGAACACCGAUAGUUGAGGACUUUUCAGUUGAACGAGAAACAGCGCAGAGUAAAAUCACCACCAUCGAGAAUCUUUUGCAACAGAAAGCAGAAGGGGAUCGAAUUUUGGCUGAUUGUAACCAACAAUUGAAUAUUGUCUUGGAACAAACUUCUAUGCCAGGUCAUCCAGCCUUGUUAUCCAAUUUUGAGCAACAAAAGAAAAUGUGGGAAGACUUCUUGAAGCGAUGUAUGGCAGCUAGAGAUAAAUUGAAACAUAUGUUCAAUCAAUGGUCCGAGUUUGAGAAGAUUGUAGAAGGUUUGGAGGCCUGGAUCAAGCAGAUGGAGACCCAGUUGAAGGAUCAAAGUUUGAAGAGUACGGAAGAAGCAAAGAGAGCUCAUUUGCAGAAGCUGAAGUCCUUGGAAGAAAGUAUCAUUGCGAAAGGAACUGAAUUUAAUGCCGCCAUUGAGAAGAGUCAGAGCAUCGAAGCUGAAGCAGAUCUAGUUACAAGAGUCUCGAGACAAACCACUAAAUAUCAGGCUAUCAAGAAUCAAAUAAAGGAAGCUGUGAUGCGAUACGAACAAUUUGUGAAAGAGCACAACACUUUCAAUGUGAAAUAUAAUCAAUUAUUGCAAUGGAUCACGGAUAUUAAAUCGGAACUGAAGAAACACAGUGAGAUCGUGGGUGAUCUAUCCGUGUUGCAGAGUAGACAGAAGCUCAUUCGAGACUUGGGUGAUACUAGAACGAAAGAGAACGCUAGAUUCGAAUCUGUCAUAGAUCUUGGAGAAAAAUUAUACGUUCACACGUCGCCUGAUGGUAGAGAAAUCAUCAGACAACAAUUGAGAAAUUUGAGAACCUUGUGGGAUGGAUUUACCGAAGAUUUACAAAACACUAUGCAAAAGUUAGACCAAUGUCUAAUGCAAUUCGCCGAAUUCUCUUUAUCUCAUGAGCAAUUGACAGCUUGGCUUCGAGAUGUUGAACGCGCGAUGCAUCAACAUACAGAAUUGAAAUGUACUUUGGAGGAGAAACGAGCACAGUUGCAGAAUCACAAGAUCAUGCAUCAAGAAAUCAUGUCUCAUCAAUCUUUGGUAGAGUCUGUUUGCGACAAGGCACAACAAUUGGUAGAUCAGACCAAAGAUACUUCUUUGAAUGUCUUUUUACCAUCUAUCAAACAAUUGUUCCACAACAUCGUGGCAAAAUCGAAGGAUUUGUUAGAAAACCUGGAUGAUUGCGUGGAGAAGCAUCAUAGGUUUAAUUUACAAGUGAAGAACUUUUCUGAUUGGUUGAAUGGCGAAAAAGAUAAGCUUGCUGAGUGCAACGAUAUGACUGGAGAAAGAACGGAUAUUUGCAGAAGACUUACCACUUUAGCUAUAUUGAAGGAUGAUCAAAUGCAGGGUGCUGAGCAGCUUGGAAAAUUAAAGGAACUUAGCGAUACGGUUAUUAAGAGAACUGCGCCGAAAGGAUGGGAUGCUAUUAAUAAGGAGAUCAUUAUUUUGGAAGGCAAUCUUCGUCAAUAUUUAAGUGAAAUAGAAUCAGUGGAAGAUAAGCAAAAAACAGCCCUACAAAAAUGGCAAGAUUUCGAAGAUAAAUUGGAAACGCACACAAAAUGGUUCUCAACGAUGGAAGCUGCAUUCAGGGAUCAACAAUUGCAGCCUACUUUGCACGAUAAGGAAGCCCGUUUGCAAGCAUUGAAAGAGAAACGUGAUGCCAUAUUAAAGGAAGAAUUGAAGAUAGACGAGUUCAUUGAUAAAUCUCAUAGUUUGCUUCAUGCAAGUGGAGUUGAGCGUAUCAAGCCUUUGAUCUCCCAAAUAAGCAAUAGAUAUCAAUUGUUGCACGUGCUCAGUAAAGAAGUAGUGACUAGAUGUCAGAGCGUUGUAGAUGAUCAUAGAACGUAUGAAGAGAAAUUAAAGGUCGUAAAUGCUUGGUUGACUCAAUUGGAACAGAGUUUAGCCAGUUUAAAGAAAGAUGAGACAGGUGGAAAUCUGGAAGAGAAAGUAUCUCGUCUGCAGAUAUUGUUGGCUGAAAAGGAACAAGGUGAACAUAGAUUGGGAAGUUUGAUAUCGUUUGGAGAGAGGAUUCUUGCUGAUACGUCGGCUCAAGGAAGAGAAAUUAUUCGCCAUGAGUUGAGACAAGCUCGAGAACGAUGGGAUAAACUUGUGGAAGGCAUAGCCGAGCAACAGAAGAAACAAGAUGCUCAAUCCUUGCAAUGGACCAAUUAUCAAGAGACUCUGCAGCAAAUUUUAGCUUGGUUGGAUACCAUGGAGAGAUCGGUGAAACAGGAUUCGACGAUCACGUGGUCUUCUCUUCAAGAAAUUAAAUCCAAAUUGCUGAAAAGCAAGGGAAUGCACCAAGAAAUUUUGGCUUAUAAACGUAUCAUUGAAGGAGUCUUAGAAAAAGCAAAUGCACUAUCGUACACGUCUCAGGCGCCAUCGGACGCUCAACAAAAGGCUGCCUCAGUUUCCGGAAGAUACGAGGAUCUGGUCGAAAUGUCACAGAAAAAUAUAUUCAAUUUGGAAACUCUUCUAGAUACUUUCCAGCAAUUCUACGAUCUACAAAAAUCUUAUCAAGAUUACCAGAAGCAACAAUGGGAGCAAUUAGCCAACUACAGCGACUAUACUGGCAACAAAGCUGCUUUACAAAUUCAAUUGACGAAGAUCAUGGAGCUUCAAGAUGGCCAAAGGGAAGGAGAAUUGAAAUUAGACAUUCUCAGUGAACACGUGUCUCAGAGUGCUCAUAAUUUAUCACCCAGAUCAUUAGAAUCUAUGGAAAGAGACUUGGCUACGCUAAGAUUCGAACACAAAAAGUUCACCACAGCUGUAAACGAUAUUAUUCGAUGCAUCGAGGAGAGGAUCCAACAAUGGAGCGAAUACGAGAACUCUUUAGAACGUUUGUUAGCUUGGUUGGCAGAUGCAGAAUCGUCUUUGAAAAAUUAUUCUCUGAAGAACACUCUCGAUGAGAAACAAGAACAACUUGAAAAGUAUCAGAUGUUGAUCGUGAAUCUACGGCAAAACGAGGCAGAAUUCGAUAAGAUGAGCGACGAAUCUUCCGAGCUGAUGCAAAUUAGCGGUGAAACAAGAUUUUCUGCCAGUGUCCAACAAAUCACCUCUCGGUUCCAAUCUAUUCAAGCGACUGCUAAAGAAUUAGUUAAAAAAUGUGAACAAGCAGUGGCAGACCACGCAGCCUAUCUUGAACGUUACAAACAAUGUUCCGAAUGGCUAGCAAAUACACGAACUACUUAUCAAUCAAUCAAGGAUGACUUCAGCGGUACUCGUCAAGAAUUAACUUCGAACGUGGCAACCUUAAAAGACCUUCUAGCCCGACAAUCUUCGGCAACUCUUUUGAUCAAUAAUACUGUCGAAGCUGGAGAACGUUUGUAUCCUACCACAGGCAUGGAAGGCAGAGAAAUCGUCCGCCAACAAUUAUUAGACCUCCAACGAGCCUUCGAGGAACUCUACGACAGCAUUGCCUCUACUGAACGAGAAUUGCAAUCGAAGAUUUCUCGUUGGUCCGGUUUUGACGAAUCCAAUGAAUCGUUCGACAAAUGGUUGAAAACUGUCGAGACUCAAUUGAAACCAGAAAUCGAGUUGAAAACCACUUUGGACGAGAAACGAGCGCAAUUACAGAUCUAUCGUUCCUUUUUGCACGAUAUUCAAUCCCAUCAACAAGAUUUACUCGAUCUUCGAGACAAGGCUGACAAUUUACCGGAUUCCACGGACAAGGUGCAUCAAACGCUGAAGAAAUUGAGCGAGAGACACGCAACCGUGUUGAAACGUGCGGCUGCUUUUGUCGAAAGAUACGAAGGCAUCGUUAGUGAUCAUCAACAGUACAGCAAGGCUGUUCUGGAUACCCACGAGUGGAUAGAUGCGACCCACAACGCGGUUAUUCUUUGGGGUGACACGGAACUCGAACGUGUAUCUCUUCACACUAAUCUGGACAGAUUGAGGAACUUAUUGCAGAGUUUACCAGAGGAUAAACCAAGAGUGCAACAGAUAAGAACAUUAGGCGAAAAAGUGAUUCCAGGCACGUUGGAGUCUGGACAGAUCAACAUUCGAUCCCAGAUCGAUUCCUCACAGCAAGAGUGGGAAAGUCUGGUCACUGCGGUGAAGUCUACUAUAGAAACAUUGGAGAAUAAGCUUCAACAAUGGAACGAAUUCGAAACGUCGAAAGAACGAUGUUUAGCUUGGAUGAGAGAAACUGACACCAAGCUUCAUGCGGUGGAUUUGAAGGCUACUUUGCAGGAAAAGAAAGACCAAUUGGAACUUUUAAGAACUCUUCAGGGACAGGUGCGUGCGAAAGAAUUGGAGAUAGACGCUGUUACCGAAAAGGCUCAACAACUUCACAAGAAUAUUACGUCUCGUACCACUCAUAUGUCGGAGUUGAGCAUCAAGUAUCAACAAAUAUCUAACAAAGUGAAAGACUUGAAUAGUCGUUGGCAUCAAUAUGUGACUACUCAUCAGGAAUUCGAUAAUCAAGUGGCAGAAUGUACUAGAUGGUUAGAUGACAUUAGGAAGAAGCUGGCCUAUUGCUCUGACUUAGGUGCAUCCUCUCAGAAAGAUUUGGAAAACAAGAUGGAGAUAGUGCAAGACUUAUUAUUGUACAAGGAAGAUGGGUUCGCCAAAGUACAAGGUAUUGUGGUUAGCCAGGCAGUCUUGGCAAAUACGGCUCCAACUGGACACAAGGCUAUCAACGAUGCUGUUGGAAAGCUGCAAGAGCAGUGGAGUGCUCUGGCCUCGAAGAUGUUGGAGACCAAAACUAAUUUGGAUGACUCUAUCAAUAAAUGGGCUGGUCUUUUAGAACAGAUACAAUCGAUGAACAAAACCGUGGACUACAUGCAGUCUGCUUUGAACGAGUUCAUGCCUUUUCAAACUACCAUGUCUGAAAAGAGAUGUCAACUGGAACGUAUUAAGGCUUUGGAGGAGAAGGUUCGAUGUGAGAACAUUGAAGUCGAUAGUUUGAAAAUCAAGGUCGCUGAGAUGAUUGCCAGUGGACCUCAAGGGUUAGCUGCAUCACAGGCACAGAGCAUUCUGAACAGAUUCGAUACAUUGUUUGAAAAAAUCAAGUCCUUGCUAACAGAACGUGAAGAACAAUACAAGGAUCAUAGAUUAUACAAGGAAGCGCACGAUGAUAUUAUUAAUUGGUUGAGCCGAGCUCGUGAGAAGAUUCCAUCUAUGAAGCAGAGACCAUUAAGCGAUAAAUUGGCUAUCGAAAACGCUGUGGCUCCACUGGAAAGUUUGUUGAACAAGAAGGCUCAAGGAGAAUUGUUAGUGGAACAUCUUCAGCAUACUGGGAAGGUUGUAUGCGCAAGCACGAGUCCUCAAGGUCAGGAAAUUAUAAAGAACGAAGUGAAAGCUUUGACUCAAAGUUUCGAAGAACUUUUCAGAGAAAUCAAGCAACAAAAGGAUCAAUUAGAACAAACAGUGAGCCAAUGGCGCGAUUACAAGGACGAGUACGAAAGAUUAAGCGAUUGGUUGCAGCAAUUUGAUAUUCUCAUAAAGGCGCAAAAGAAUUCUCUAUUACCAAAUGUAGCUGAGAAGGAAAAACAGGUGCAAGAAGUGAAAGAGAUAUUGGAGAAUUUGCUAAAAGGGCAAGAACAAAUCGACAAAUUCAACAAGACAGCGUCCAGUCUACUUUCGUCUCACUUGGACACCUAUAUAAAUAACCAACUUCGACACUUAAACUCGCGUUAUCAGGUUCAGGUGAAUCUUGCCAAGGAUGUCCUGAACAAAGUCGAAACUAAUCUAGCUCAACACAAAGAAUACGAAGCUAAUUUGGAAAAAACACGUGCAUGGAUCGAGAAUGCGAAACAAAUUAUUCGAAAGGGAACAGAAGCAGCGUCGACUAGCAGCAGAGAAGAAUUGCAGAAUAGAUUGGACAAUAUCCAAGAGUUGUUGAGAAAACGGGAAGAGGGUCAGAACUUGGUCCAUCUGACGGUGAAUUGUGGUGAGAAAGUGAUGAGAAACACUCGAUCAGAUGGGCGAGAAGAGAUCAAUGCUCAAUUGAAAGAGAUCCAAAAUGAUUGGGAAAGAUUGGUGAAGAAGAUCUCGACGACGAAAGUGCGUUUAGAAACGAGUCUUCUUCAAUGGGCUGAUUAUAGCUCGUCUUACCUGCAAUUGCAGCAAUGGAUCAACGAUAGAGAAGCUAAAUUGCAACAAGUCUGUGAACAGAAGGUAUCCAAGGCUAGAAAGGGUCUGGCUGGAUUGAGUUCCUUGGCUAUCGGAGAAAGGAAGGCGAAUCUCAGGCAAACGAACAGCAUCGUUCAAGAUAUAGUGGCGUUUGAACCGAUGAUUCAAUCGGUUACAACGAAGGCCGAGGAUCUUCGACAAGCCACACCAGCAACAGAAAUUUCCAUCAAAUAUGAAACAUUGAGCAAACAAGCUCAGGAAUUGUAUGCCAAACAGAAGGAGACUGUAGAGCAACAUCAAGCGUUUAUAGACAGUGGAAAUGAAUUUAUACAAUGGAUAAGAGCUGCUAAGGAGAGGCUUGGUAAAUGCUCCGAGCCUACUGGAGAUAAGGAAUCGUUGGCAAACAAAAUCACUCAAUUGAAGGUAUUGCAAAGUGAGUUGCCAGAGGGUCAGAAGAAAUUGCAACACGCCUUGGAGCAAGGAAACGCGGCAUGCCAGAUCGCGGAUGAGGAGGACAAAGAGAUUAUUGAAGAGGAAGUGGCGUUGUUGCAAGAAGAGUACGAUAGUUAUGUGGACUCCCUGAACAACACCAAGAGUUUGUUGGAAGUUGGAAUAGUGAAAUGGACAGAAUACGAGGAUCAAUUCUCGGAAGCUACCGAAUGGCUCACACAGACCGAACAAUUAGUGCAGUCGUUUAACAAACUUCAAGAUAGUUUGGAAGAGAAGAAGAAUGUUCUCGAACAGUUCCAAAUUCACUUACAAACUUUGUUCGACUGGCAGAAGGAAUUAGAUCGAUUGAAUAUGAAAGCUCAGAUGUUGCUGGAGACUUGUGCGGAUACUAGAAUUUCGAAUGCUAUUACUCAAUUGACGACCAAAUAUAAUGCUCUUCUAUCUUUGGCUAAAGAAAUAAUGAGACGUCUCGAGUUACAUUAUCAGGAACAUCAACAACAUAAUACGUUGUAUCAAGAGUGUCAAGAUUGGAUAGAACGAACACGUGACAAAUUGAGCGAGUGUAAAGAACUUCCAAGCACUUUAACCGAGGUGAACAAUAAAUUGCACACUUGCAAAGCCAUCAGACAAACACUGGAACAAGGCCAGAACAAGUUACGUUAUGCUCUCGAACUGAAAGAAAAAGUGAUCAUGAACACGGAACAGAACGGCGCCGCAAAGAUUCAAGAAGAUACAGAGAAUCUGAAAACAGAGUUUGAGAGAUUAUUGGUCAAUGUGGAAGACAUAAGACAAAAGCUUUCCGCGAGAGCAAGCGCAUUGGAGGAAUUGAACAAAAUUCAUCGGUUGACUACAGACUGGAUCGAAGAGAUCGAGGGCAAAAUUCAACCAGGUGAAAUGUACAAGAACGAUUUGAGCGAAAAACGAGCGGUAUUAGAGAAAUAUAAGACAGUUCAGAGGGAUAUUCAAGGUCAUGGUGAAACCGUAGACCGAUUGAAAGCUCGUUUGGCUGAAGAUUCCAGUAUACCUAUUGGUCCUUAUCAAUCCACUAUUGCCAAGUACGAUGAAUUGACCAAAUUGAUCGCUGAAAAGAUUAAAAAUUUGGAAGAGCAAGUGAACGAUCACGAAAAGUUCCAGCAAGCUCACAAUGAAGCAGCGGAUUGGGUUCGCCAUACAAAACUGGAACUUCAACAAAACUGCGACACUCAUGGAGAGAAGGAGCGAAUCAUUGAACGAGAGAACAAAGUAAACCAGAUCAUAGCUUCCCUUCCCAAAGGAGAGAGCUUGAUCUCGAAGGUAAUCGAACUCAGCGAUGGUGUGAUCGCUAGUACAGGUCCAGAAGGUCAAGCCAUCAAACAGGACAUGAAACAACUACAAGCAAACUGGAAAUCUCUGCAAUCUCAGUGUCACGAGUCCCAGAAGACUUUGUCCAACUGUAUCGCCAACUGGUCUCAAUUUACAACUGCGUUAGACAGUAUGAAAAGAUGGAUAGACCAUUUCCAGAAGAAGGUGAACGACGAACAAUCGAAAGAGAAUAAAACUCCGGAGGACUUGGUCCGAUGCAAAAGCCUCGUGGAGGAAGCUAUCCAACAGAAACCAGUUUUGGAAGAUCUGAACGACAAAUGCGAGGCCUUGCUGGAGCUGAGUGCUUGCAGCUGGGCUCGUGACAAGACUGUACAAUUGCAAUCUGCUUACACGUCUCUGUUGACCGAUAUGCAAGGUCUUGUUUCUCGGGUGGAGAAGAAUCUGUCCGAUCACACCGAGUUCCUGAAGGCGAAGAAAGAAAUGGAAGAUUGGUUGCGCAUUGCUCGAGGCUCAGUACAAGAUUGUAUGGGCGUUGGAGAUGCUGAAUGGGCUAAGGAUAAGUUGGAAACUAUCAAGAUCGUAGCAACAAGAAUUACCGAGGGUCAACAUUUAUUAUCAACAUUGCAAACCGCCUUCACGAAAGCCAUAGACACAGCUGUACCAGAGCAACAGGAUCAAUUGAGAUCAGACAUGGCGGGACUCCUUUCCAGCUGGGAACAACUCAACAUCGAUUUGAACACCGUUCAAGCUCAACUUAAAUCCCUGUUGCAUCGUUGGGACGAUCAUUCAGAAGCUCAUGGAAAAUUAAAACGAUGGUUGGAAGAAACGGAGAAUAGUAUGCAAGAUCUUCCAGACACAAAAGGAGAAUUCGGCGAUAUGAAGACCAUGCUUGAACGUUAUAAGCACAUCCAGGAGGAAGUACGCGGCAAGAAGACCGAGUUGGAUCAUUUAAUGGACGAAGCUAGCGAAUUGUCGAAACUGGCGAAGAAAAACACGCCUCUCGAAAGAACGAAGGAAUUGUUGAAACGAUGGGAGAAUUUGAGCGAAAACGUGGACGAGAGGAAGAGGUUGAUCGAGAACGAGAUGCAGGAAUACAACGCGUAUCACGCAGCCUUGCAAGAGACAGAGAAAUGGUUGUUGCAAAUAUCUUUCCAAUUAAUGGCCCACAAUUCUCUGUACAUCACGAACAAGGAGCAAACGGUGUCGCAAAUUCAGCAGCAUGAAAACCUGCUCGCGGAAAUCGAGAAUUACACGAGUGUGUUGAACGAUUUAAAGUUGAAAGGAAAUGGACAGAUCACUCGAUACGUCGCGGUCAAUCCCGAGAUUAAGACGAUCAUCGAAACGCAACUGCAAAAUGUUCAAGAGAGCUACAACUCUUUGUUGAACACGGCACUGCAAAUAAGAAGAUUGGCGGAAUCGUUGGUCAAAUUCCAGGAAUACGAGAACACUCUGGAGAGUAUUAUGAAGAAUUUGGACGCGUACGAACCGGAAAUCGCUCAAGAAAUGGAAGCGCCGUUGGAUACUCUCGACGCAGCGAAACAGAGAUUCGAAAAUGCGCGCACGUUGCACAAUAAAUUGCAAGGGGAGAAGACGAGGCUUGCUCUGGCUGUCGAGGCUUGCGAGGCUGCGGUAGCCUGUGUCUCCAGACCCGGAAGUCCUCUGGAUGCGCCGCCUGUGCAAAUUCCAGCUAGGGAAGUCGAAGUGAGAAACAAAUUAGAGGAAUUGAUCGAUCAGGCACAGGGACACUUGAUGAACGUAACCAAGGCUCUAAACGAGUUGGAAGAGCAAACACGACAGAAGAACGUUCUCCGUGCGUGGAUUAACCAGCAAAGGGCUCUGUGCGCCGAAUGGAAGUCUCGUCCAGCGAAAUUGAGAUCCGAAGCAGCUCUUGCCGAAUUGCAAGCUAUGAACGAUUUGCUUGGAAACGUUGGAGAACGUCGAACCCACGCAUUGACAGAGCUGUCUCUUCACGAGGACGAUCAGGAUAUCGAGGAGGGAUUGAACAAACUGGAGGCAGAGUUGACGGAUGCCAUUGGUGGAAAACAAGCGGCGCAGGAUCUGAUUCAGAAGUAUAGGACACAGGUGCAAAACAUGCAAUCGUGGUUGGAUACGUUGUCCAAAAAAGUGGACGUUAUCGAGAAAGGGAACGGGCAAACGAUUGGACAGAAGAUAGCUAGCGUGAAAGAGAUCACGACCGAGUUCGAAUCCCAGGGACCUGGAAAAUUGAACGAGGUGAAGACUUUGAGCGAUCAAGUGAUGGAUUCGGUGAGCAAUUUAGAUUCUCAGCAAAUAGAAGAGCAAAUUAAAUCAGUGGAGAGACGAUACGCUGAUAUUGGGAAGAAACUGCAGAGGAAGGCGCAAGUGCUGGACAUGACUGCUCAAGGUAUCGAAGCUACAAGGCAGGAGAUCGAAGAGAAUAGAGAUUGGAUUCAGCAAAAGAAGAAGCAAGCCCAGAUGUCCGAGCCUGUUGGAUUUGACAGCAAGCAGGCAGAAGAAAGGCUUCUUGCCUUGAAGGCAAUGUUGAAGGAAGCAGAGGGAAAACAAAUGGUGAUUGAUACGUUGGAGAAACGAGUAGGAAACAUGCAGAACGAAUUAGAGUCGAACGAGCAGCAACAACUGGAAAAUGAAACGAAAGCUCUGCGUGGUGAACAGUCCCAACUUUGCACAAUUUUGACAGAGGGAAUUUCGAGUGCCACGGCUGCGGCUGAUGCCCGUCGUAAGUUCGAGGCUGAUCUCGAACGAGCACGAAGUUGGAUCAAAUCGAAGAGCAAUAAUUUGAAGAAAUUGAGCGGUUAUCUUCCUCUAAAAGCGUCGAAAGUCGAGCAAGAUAUCGUGCAACACGGUGAAUUGGAAACUGAUAUCGAUUCGUUCAGCGAGAAAGACCUGAACGACAUUUUGAAACAAGGAAACAAUUUGCUGAAGGAGUGUAGCGAAGAGGAUCGUGCCAGAUUGAAUAAGAUCUUGGAUGAAUUGAACAAAGACUACGAGGAGCUGAAAAGCGAAGCACAAGAGAAACAAGCUGCGUUGGCGGAUCUUCUUCAAGGGCGAAAGGCUUUCGAGAAUGAAAUAGACAAGUGCCAGAGAUGGAUCAAUGAAGCUGAAGUUGCUACAUCUUCGGAUCUGAGAACUUCAAGUAUUGAUAUUCUAAGAGAGCAGCUGGCUAAGUACGAUCGUUUGAAGAAAGAGGCAAAGGAAUACGCAGACGACAUCGAGAAAUUAAUGCAACAAGGAAAAUCGAUUCUUCCAACCGUGACCGAUGCCGAUAAGCUCGAGUUAAACGAACAAUUACAAAACAUGAAGGAAGCUCACGGUAGAGUUGCUGGUAUAAUAAAUGAAAGAGCUCUCGCUCUUCAAAAGAGCAUCGACGAAGCCGAAGAAUCAUUGGCACGAGUGGCUGAAGCCAUUCAAUACAUGACAGACGUUCAGAAAGAACUUCACGAGCUUAACAAACCUAUUGGUUCGCGCGUAGAAGACGUCGAGGCCAUGCUGGAUGCGUACGAGAGAAUAUUGAACGAUUUGAAAACGAACAAGGCGAAAUUGUCCGACUUACAAUCGAUCAAUGUGGCCGAUCUUCAUGGGGUAUUAACUCAGCAGGAUGAUCUGAUGAAAGCUAUAGAGUCCCAAAUUGCGAAACUUCGCCAGUUACUUUUGUUACGUCAACAAUUCAUCGCUUUGAUCACAGAGAUAACUACGUUCAUAGCCAAAUAUACGGAGAUCGUUCGAGAUAUCGAGAAUUCUGGCCAGACGACGGAGGAAAAGAUCAAAAGGUACGACGAUGCAAUUCUAAAGAUCCAAGAAUGCGAAGCUACCCUCGCCAGUGCAACGGACAAGGGUCAACAAAUCGCAGCAGAAGGUUCAACUGUAGAUAGAAACAAUAUAACGGAACAACUACAGUCUCUAAAACAACAAUUGCAAGGUCUGAGAAGAGCUGUGGAAACUCAAAGGGAGCAGCACGAAUUGGCAGCAGCGGAACACAAGAGACUGGCGAACGAAUUGGCUGAGAUUCUGGAUUGGUUGGAGGACAAAGAGAAAGAAGUGAAAUCUAGACCCCUGCUAGAAAGAGAUCCAAUCAGCGUGGAAGCAGAAUUGCAAAAACAUAACGAGCUCUGCGAAGCAGUCAACGAACAUCUCGAUAGAAUUAGAAAUUUGAAGAAUUCUGUCCCUCACGAAGAAGGAAUGCCUGGUUCGUUGAAGGAAAUGCUGAGCGAGGCUGUCUCUCUGUUGACCUCUUUGCCCAGAGAAAUGGAGGAGCGUGGAAAUUAUUUGGAGAGCAAUAUGAAGCUGAGACAAGAGUAUGCUGCUCUUACCGAGAAACUUCGAAGUUGGGUCCGCGAGGCAGAGAUUCGAUUGGAAAGUGACAAGGAUGGACUCGAUUUCGAGAACAUCCUGAGCGAUCUCGAGGAGCACAAGAUCUACUUCAGCAGCGAGCCAUCGAUUCGCGAAUUGGUGUCUCAGCAAAUUCAGCAAGCUGGUGACAAAAUUUGGCCGUCGUUGAACACGUCCGAGCAGGAGGAGUUAAGCGCCGAGCAACAGCAACACACUCAAUUAUUGAAAAACACGUUGAACACAGCGAAAUCUCAACGCGCCAGGUUGGAACAAGGCGCUGAAACUUGGAGGGAUUACACGCAAACCCUGGAACGAGUUCGAGCCGUGAUAGCGAGGAGCAGAUUCACCGACGAGCCUGUCACCACUCUGGCUGGACUGCAAUUUAACAUCCAGAAGAUCACGCACGCGCUCAAUGACAUACAGAAUCAACAAUUCGAAUUGGAUCUAUUGAUCGAACGCAGUCAAGAAGUGCUUCGAUUGGCCGACGCUAAUAACAAGAAAACGAUAGAGGCGCAGAUUUCUGAGAUCAGUGCGGAAUGGAAAGAGUUGGUUUCCGGGUUGGAAGGGCGAAGGGAUGCUCUCGAGGCGUUGUCCAAGCAUUGGGAAGAUCUGGAGGCGCAAUGGUCACUUAUCGAGACUAAAGUAAAUGCUAUCGAGGAGAAGAGCAAACUUUUGGACACCGUGGUUCGUUCUAAGCAACAUUUGCACGACACCAUCAAAUCUCUACAUGAGUUGGUAACGGAAGCGGAGAAAUUGAAACCGAUGGCAGCGGAAGUGAAAGCUUUAUCAGGACCUGUUCUAGCAUAUCUGGCUGCCUUCACAAAGGCUCCAGCUCAUGCUCUCGAGGAAAAGCUGAAUAAAUUGCAGAAUUCCGUCGAAUCGCUCAUCGACACCCUGCAGACGAAAUCCAAGAAGGCGGACGAGGACUUGGAGGCGUUCGAAGGCACUGAGCGUGAGAUCGAUCAGCUGAGGAAGCGUCUGAACGAGGCGCGCGAACGCGCCUCGAACUUGUACAUAUUCGGGCCGGAUCAGGACGCGACCGAGGAGGAGCUUGACGAGCUGCGUUGGGCUGUCGAGCAGCUCCUCGAGAGCGGGAAAAAGUUCUCAGGAAGCACUAAGGCGCGGUACCAAGCUAGCCAGCAGCUUGUCCCCAGCGAUCUUGCCCAACACCUGACCGCCCUCGAACUUUGCGCCGAGGCGACAGCGCAGGCCAUGGAGGAGAAACAGAGGGAUCAGAAGCGCGCGAGAACCGUCAGAUCGGAUUAUCUGACCGAUCUGGACGAGGUUCAAGCGUGGAUAAGGCAGGCCGAGUUGAAGGUUCAGGACAGAUCGAUCGAGCCUGUACCUCUCAAGGAUCAAUUGAGGCAGGUGCAAGAGGAGUUGGGUACGAUUAGCGACAAGCUCGAACGAUUAACGAGAAAUGGCCGUACCAUUGCGGAGAACACGAGGGACGAUACGGAGAAACAAUUGAUCGACAGCACCGUUCACAACGUGACCGAACAGUUGAACCAAGUGAGGAAUUGGUUGGACGAGAGGAAACAAGUGGUGGCGGAUACCAUUGACGCUUGGCAGAGAUUCUUGUCGUUAUACGAGGCCGUGAGGACGUGGACCGAGGAGAAGAAACAAUUCUUGGUUGAGCCUUUGAAGCUCAGCACCCUCGUGCAGGCUAGGCAAAGGUUGCACGAGUAUUCGACAGCCGUGAAAAGCUGCAAACAGAUAAACAAGAAUCUCAGUGACAUGGGUAAGGAGCUCGAGAGUAUCGGUCAGGUUUGCAGCGUGGGCGACUUGCCCGAGAAACUGCUCGAAGCUGAAGAAGCUAAGGUUCAAGUCGAGGGUCAACUGUUGGAGAGGAACGCGCUGCUGCAAGAAACUAGCGAGGAAUGGGAGCAAUGCGAGCGAAAGAUGAAAGAAGUGAAAACGUGGAUCGAGAAAGCGAAACAGAGUCUCGAAUCGCCGCAACAAAAAGAACCGUUACGGGAUCAGCACAGCAUACGGGAGAAAAUGCUAAGCGAUAUUGCGAUACAGAAAACGAAAAUCGGUAUAUCGAUGGAGAAGCUCCAGGUUCACUUCCGAUCGGGGAUCGGUGGCGAUAGCCGAAUCGGCGAAACGGUUGACGAGCUGCUGGCCGAGUUAGACAAUCUUCACGCCAACGUGAAGGAACAGACUACAGCGUUGGAGGGUUGUUUAGCUCAGAUCGAUCAAUAUCAACAGGAGAUACAACAAUUGAGGCAACAGAUUAUGCAGGUAGAGCAACAAUUGAGGGCAGUGCUGAGUCCGACAUACCUGUCCACCGACAAGGAGAAGGCGUUGCAGGAGCAACAGAUUUGUCGUGAGAAGAUCAAGUCGUUGCAGAGCAAAAUCCAGGCGCGUACAGAGAGGUCGAAGAUCCUCGCGCAACGUGGCAGGCCCGAUCCAGAGCCAUUGGAUCCAUGACCAGUCUAGAUAGGCGAUCCAGAUCGUCGAAAGCUUCGCGAUACGUCUGGUCACGUUGUGACAAUCAUUAGCGUCGUUUCCUCGCGUUCGUUUCUUUUCUCACCCGGUGCAGUUCCGCGAGUUCCAUCUCGAGCGAAGGGAACGUCGAAGAAAAAAAUGGCAGAAGAUUCUCUUUCAGAGAAUCUGUCAGCUGUGAAACAUCGUCGUUCGUCCUCGUUCGAGGAGUGGAUACCGAUUUUUAAUACCUCAGGAUCUUUUUUUAGCGAACUUUAUAUUAUAUAUAUAUAUUAUAUAUAUAUAUAAUGUAUGUACAAUAUAUAUAUAUAUAUAUAUAUACGUAUAUCGUCUAUAUUAUAUUAUAUCGAGCAAAACUUUUUCCUAAAUGUUAUUGUUCGUCCAGGCAUAGAGAGCAGACUUGCAUUCUUAUUAAAGAAAAACGAAAAAGAAUAGAAAAAAAAAACGAUCGAAAGUAUGUUAUUAUUUUAAAAAAGAGAGAAUAAAAAGCCUUCUUUGUUGCAAAAAAAAAAUAAAAAUAUCGUGUAUUUCUUCGCGAGCCAAACCAUCGCUGAUCAUAACGUUAAUCUAGCAUACGUGCAUAUACUAAAAUUACCUGAAGAAA